Hordeum vulgare subsp. vulgare (domesticated barley) is the source of this 1438-nucleotide messenger RNA. Its product is annotated as trihelix transcription factor ASR3-like. NCBI's taxonomy places the organism in Eukaryota, Viridiplantae, Streptophyta, Magnoliopsida, Poales, Poaceae. Bases 1 to 1110 code for a protein of 369 amino acids. The transcript has a single exon. The record is from RefSeq and is a predicted model, not a curated record.
AUGUCCAACGCCGGCGACCCCGCCGGCGCGGCGGCCGCGGCGGCGCCCAACCCGUCGGUGCGCGCCGCCAGGCUGCCCCGUUGGACGCGGCAGGAGAUACUGGUGCUCAUCGAGGGCAAGCGCAUGGUUGAAGUCCGCGGUGGCGUGCGCGGCGGGAGGGGGCGCCUGGCGGCGGCGGCGGCGGCCGGGGCGACAGGGGAGCCGGCGGCAACGGCUCUGGAGCCCAAGUGGGCCGCGGUGGCGGAGUACUGCCGGCGGCAUGGCGUGGAGAGGGGGGCCGUGCAGUGCCGGAAGCGGUGGAGCAACCUGGCCGGGGACUGGAAGAAGAUAAAGGAGUGGGAGCGGGCGGCAGCAGGCGCGCGGGAGCCCUCGUUCUGGGCCAUGCGCAACGACGCGAGGCGGGAGCGCCGGCUCCCCGGGUUCUUCGACCGCGAGGUGUACGGCAUACUCGAAGGUCGAGGGCGGGGGGUCGUUGUCGGCGGCAGCUCCGGUGGUGACGCUGUGGAGGAAGUAGGGGUUGGGCGCAUGGAGGAGGAUGAUGAUGGGGAGGAGACGGGGGAGGAGGAGGAGGGGAGAGGGAAGGGAAAGGAGGUGGCAGUGGCAGUGGCAGUGGCAGUGGCAGUGCGGGAGACCGUGUUUGACAGUGGCCGGCCUGCCGGGGAGGAGGCCCUCUUCUCGGAGGACGAAGAGGAGGAAGAUGCUGAGACGCCAGAGGCGACGCCGGCACCACCACCGGCUGUCAUCGCCUUGCCGAUUUCCGAGAAUUCGGAAGCAUCAAGGCAACAACAGAGCGCGCAGCAAGGCACAACGACAGACAGGCCAAAAGGGCAGCAAGGUAGCAACAAGACAGCAGGCUCACCGACAUUGCAGCAGCAGAGCGGGCAGAAGAGACAGCGAACCGGCGACGGCAGUGAGCCCAGAGCAGAAGGCAUGGCAGACAAGCUGCUGGAGAUCCUGGAGCGGAACAGCCAGGCCCUAGCGGCGCAGCUGGAGGUGCAGAACGUGAACUCGGAGCGCGACCGGGAGCAGAGGAGGGAGCAGGCCAACAGCCUCGCCGUGGUGCUCGGCAGGCUCGCCGAUGCCCUUGGCAGGAUCGCCGAUAAGCUCUAGCUACCUGGAGCUGCAUGCCUGGACAGAAGAAGUUGGGUGUACAGAUUGGUAUAGGAGGAUGAUUGCUCUCCUGGCAUUUGAUUCCUUUUUCUCUUUGCGAUGAACUGAUUCCGGAAUUCAGUCCGGAAGCCAGGGUGGAGGAUUUAUCAUGUACUGUAUGUAGAGUGAUAAGGUUAUAUAUACUGUCAUUCAGGUGAUCUGAUUCUGAACUAGAGACAUCUUGAUUGUGUAUGCGUCGUGGGCUGAAAUGAAAAUAUGUAUCCUUUACUGAGUAAAAGAAAUGUUUCUAAGUUAUAAAAUCAAUUCCUUCGAGCGGGAAUUUUGCAGA